This is a messenger RNA of Anoplopoma fimbria (sablefish), 830 nucleotides long. It is a transcript of the gene pin4, whose product is annotated as protein (peptidylprolyl cis/trans isomerase) NIMA-interacting, 4 (parvulin). Gene Ontology annotation, molecular function: DNA binding; peptidyl-prolyl cis-trans isomerase activity. The record is from RefSeq and is a predicted model, not a curated record. Lineage: Eukaryota; Metazoa; Chordata; Actinopteri; Perciformes; Anoplopomatidae. Gene Ontology annotation, biological process: rRNA processing. The transcript is spliced from 4 exons. The coding region runs from base 120 to 503 and encodes 127 amino acids.
GAUCUUAAAGAAGAAGAAACGAGCUCUGUGCGCAGGUUUCUGCGCAGGUUAUGAACGCGUGUUGGUGCAGUGUUUUCUUUUACAUUAACUCUUGAAUCUCAAUAAAUGUUCAUCUAAAUAUGCCACCAAAGGGAAAAGGUGGAAAGGGCGGUAAAGGAGCAGCUUCAGGAAGUGCAGACGCUGACAAAAAAGAGAAAGCACCAAAGGGAGGCACUGCUGUGAAGGUUCGACACAUCCUCUGUGAAAAACAUGGAAAAUGCAUGGAGGCAAUGGAGAAACUGAAGGCUGGAGUCCGUUUCAGUGAAGUAGCGUCACAAUACAGUGAAGACAAAGCGAGACAAGGAGGUGAUCUCGGGUGGAUGACGCGGGGAUCGAUGGUUGGACCUUUCCAGGAUGCAGCAUUUGCCCUCCCUAUCAGUUCCAUGGAUAAACCAGUCUACACAGACCCUCCUGUCAAAACAAAGUUUGGGUACCACAUCAUUAUGGUGGAGGGGAAAAAGUGACGUGGGGUGGCUCAACACUUAUAAGGCAAAUUAUACACUGAUAUAUUGUGAAACUGAUUGUUUCCGGAUCUUACCGUUUCAAUACAAUGUUUGCUUUUUAAUUUACAGAGUGUGUAAGAAUAGAAAAAUGAAGUGAUCUUCCGGUGUCAGCUUUGUCUUGACACCUGAACACAUUGUACACCUCCUUACUGACAAUUCAACCUGAGGGAAUAUUCUUACAUGCUUAACUUUUACUAUACAUAAUUCAUUGUAUUUCUGUUUCAGUUUGAUAAAUUUGGUGUUAAUCAAACCACAAACGGCCAAAUAAAUGUAUUUUCAAUCAAAUAG